CCACUAGAUGACGCCAGAGGAAAGGUUUUGGCCACAAUUGUCAACAAACUCUAUUUAUGUUUUCAAUUUUGUAGAGUUGUUUUAUUUUAUAAUAUUAUAUACCGCGACUAUAAUUAUAUGUAUGACAAUAACAGUACAUAUGUUUUUGUAUUUUUCAUUUUAGCUGUGAAAUGAAGUGACAUUUUGGAUUAUCACGAUAUAUAUAUGAAAGUAUAGAAUUUUUGUCAGUGUCACACUAACUAUCAUUAUUAUUAUUAUUAUUAUUAUUAUUGAAGGGAAAUGUAACGGCCUCAAUUGGCUCCCCGCGGUCAUGUGACACUGACGUCACCAAGGUGUGAAGGCCAGCUCCGAGCCGAGCGGAGAUUAAGCACCCGCAAGGAGCCACGCCCGGCUACCACACCUCCCCCAACGCGACGUCGUCGUUCUUUUAUUUCACAAAACAAGCUUAAAAUACGACUUUACCAUGACUGCGUGGCGUGGACUUCUUUGUGUUCUUGCCGUCGUUCUCCUUCGUUGUGUACACACCUGCUUGUGUGACACAGAUGACUUGCGAGGCUUCACCGGUACCGAGACCCCCGACGGGAUCUGGGUGGGCCAGCAGGCAAAGUCGGUCCUGAGCAGUGGCCUCACCACCGUCUUCCUGCCGGUCGUCUACAUCGUGGUGUUCGUGGUGGGCUUGCCCGCCAACGCCAUGGCCGUCUGGGUGUUCCUGUUCCGCACCAAGAAGAAGCACCCGUCAUCCAUCUACAUGGCCAACCUGGCUCUGGCCGACCUGCUCUUCGUCAUCUGGACGCCGCUGAAGAUCGCCUACCACUUCAACGACAACAACUGGACGUACGGUGAAGGGGUGUGCAAGGUCUUGGUGGGCUUCUUCUAUGCAAACAUGUACUGCUCCAUGGCCUUCAUCGCCUGCAUCAGUGUGCAGCGCUACUGGGCCGUGGUGCACCCGCUCGCGCAGCGGUGGCCUGAGAACACAGUAGCCUACGCGGUUUCGGCGGCCAUCUGGGCGACGGUGUGGCUCCUCACCGUGCCGCUCUACCUUUACGAUCAACAGGUGCGAGUGGUCAACCUGGGCAUCCUCACCUGCCACGACGUCACCCGGCCCUCCCAAAAGAAGAUUGCGGCGGGCUACUUCCUCACCAUGGGUACGGCGGGCUUCGUGGGGCCCGCCGCCGUGUGCGCCGUCUCCUACGCGCUGAUGCUGCGGGCGCUCCGCAGCAGCAUGACGGUGGACCCCGGCGUGGCCAAGAAGCGCCGCAAGGCUGUGGUGCUGAUCGUCAUCGUGCUAUUGAUGUUCAUGGUGUGCUUCGCACCCAGCAACAUCAUGCUCCUGGUGCACUAUGCGCUGCUCCUGAAUGAGGUGCCGAACAACCUCUACGGCUUCUACAUCACCACGCUAUGCCUGGCAAGCCUCAACAGCUGCAUCGACCCUUUCGUCUACUACUACAUCUCUGACGAUUUCCGCCAGCACGUCAAAAACACCUUCCUCUGCCGGAGCCAGCGGACCGUGGAAAGGAUGCGCGUGUCCUUCAGCGCGCUCAAGUUCUCCAAGAAGAGCAACACGUACACGUCCGACUCUGGCGAAAACACGGGAAGCUCGCAGUGCUAGCCAGCGCAAAAGGACGAGUGGUUGGUUAGCACGCCUGCCUCCAUAAUUCUGAGGUUUGCGGUUUGAAACUUGAGUUUGCGUGUCCGUAGGUGUGAGCGUGACGACCAGUCCAUAUCCUCUCGCUCCUCUGUGUAGCUCCUCUCACAAGCACAAUGAAUACAUGUUUAAGUUCUGCUCUGGAUCAUCCAGUUUCCGUCCACAUGCCAAAAACUGAAUGUUAGGUUCAUUAAAGACUUUUACUUAUUGGGUGUGAAUGCUCUUGUGUGUGUAUAGAGCGUGUGCCAUGUGAUUGGCUAGCGACCAGUCCACGGUGUAUCCUCCCGCUCCUCAGUGUAACUCCUUUCACAAGCACAAUGAUUACAUGCUUAAGGUUUUCUCCAGAUAAUCCAGUUUCCUCCCACUUUCCACAAGUACAUAUGUUAGCUUCAUGAAAGACACUAAAUUGUCCGUACGUGUGAAUGUGAGUGUAAAUGGUCUAUGGAUUCCCUGUAAUUUGCUAGCGACCAGACCAGGUUUUACCCCGCCUCUGGCCAAAAGUCAGCUAAGAUAGCCCCAGCUCACGCAUGACCUCAAUGACAACAAGAGGCCUAUAAAAUGGAUAGAUGUUUGCAAUUAUACUUUUUUUUUUUUUUUUUUUAAAAACACUUGCGAUGUUGUCUUCAGUUUUUAUUCUUCAGUCUUUUAGUGUGUCAAGUCUUCGUGUCUACACAGUUCUGAGCGUUAUGGACCCUUCAGGGCCGCCAUGUUUUUCAUUGGUGUUGGAGUUGGCAUGUGUAAUAAAGCCACUUUGCGUUUGUUUUUGUGUGAAUAUCGGUCUGACGACCUCCAUAACCGACAGAGACUCUAAAACGGUUAAGGGAGGGCGAGCAAGCUGCACAUCAUAACACUGAAUUAUUUUUUUUGUUUGUUUUUUAUGAUAACUGCGUAAAGCAUUGCAACCGUGUCUUUUUUUGUUGUUGAAAUUUUGCACUAUGUUAUACGAAAUAAAUUGUAGUUUAAAAAUAUGUAAAAUUGUA
Molecule: messenger RNA, 2625 nt
Organism: Phyllopteryx taeniolatus (common seadragon)
Lineage: Eukaryota; Metazoa; Chordata; Actinopteri; Syngnathiformes; Syngnathidae
Product: proteinase-activated receptor 2-like
Exons: 2
Coding region: 464-1609 (381 amino acids)
Biological process (GO): thrombin-activated receptor signaling pathway; blood coagulation; phospholipase C-activating G protein-coupled receptor signaling pathway
Cellular component (GO): membrane
Molecular function (GO): thrombin-activated receptor activity
Source: RefSeq, a predicted model, not a curated record